Messenger RNA from Columba livia (rock pigeon), 5320 nucleotides. It is a transcript of the gene CYGB, whose product is annotated as cytoglobin. Gene Ontology annotation, molecular function: heme binding; iron ion binding; oxidoreductase activity. Gene Ontology annotation, biological process: oxygen transport. The record is from RefSeq and is a predicted model, not a curated record. The coding region runs from base 399 to 938 and encodes 179 amino acids. The transcript has 3 exons. NCBI's taxonomy places the organism in Eukaryota, Metazoa, Chordata, Aves, Columbiformes, Columbidae.
GAGAGGAGGAGAGAGGGAGAAAGUGAGCUCACGUUCACACAUUGGUGAAGAGGCUGGUCUUGCGAUGCCUUUGAAUAUUUUACUUUUAGGCAGUUCCCCAUCAGUCAGCCACACACACCCGAGACGAGCUGAAGCGAACUACAGCCAUGGCCAGCGCUAGGAGAGCUGAGAUCUAAUUGCAUGCAUCACACUGCCGGGAUAUUUUUUUAAAUUACAGAUAUCUAAACACGCCGGCAGGCAGCCACGCUCGCACACACACACACACACACACAUAUACAUCCACCCGUCGGCAGAGCCGCUGAGCAAACACCUUGUCUCUGCUCGCAGGAUAUACCCGCUCGCACGCAUCUCGCUUUAUCUCCUCCUGGCUUCCUGGAGGAUCCUGCCGGCUGUUUUUCAUGGAGAAAGUCCAGGGAGAAAUGGAGAUUGAGAGGUGGGAAAGAAGUGAAGAGAUUUCAGACGCCGAGAAAAAGGUUAUUCAAGAGACAUGGAGCAGAGUAUAUGCAAACUGCGAGGAUGUUGGUGUCUCCAUACUCAUCAGGUUUUUUGUCAACUUCCCCUCGGCCAAGCAGUACUUCAGCCAAUUCAAGCACAUGAAGGACCCGCUGGAGAUGGAAGGGAGCUUGCAGCUGCGUAAGCACGCUCGGCGGGUGAUGGGUGCCAUUAACACUGUGGUGGAGAACCUCGAUGACUCUGAAAAGGUCUCCUCUGUCCUGGCCCUUGUGGGCAAAGCGCAUGCCCUCAAGCACAAAGUGGAGCCCAUCUACUUUAAGAAACUCACUGGUGUCAUGCUGGAGGUCAUUGCUGAGGAGUUCGCUGAUGACUUCACCCCGGAGGCACACGGUGCCUGGACCAAGAUGAGGAGCCUCAUCUACACCCACGUGACGGCGGCGUACAAGGAGGUGGGCUGGGCGCAGUAUCCCACCGCCACCCUGUGAGCGGCCGGCGGGGCCGGGCGAGGGGCAGGGGGGGCUUCGCUCCCCCCCAGGACUUCACUCUGGUCUCUUCUCCAAGAUCUUCGCUCAAGUCUGGGGAGCCCGGUAGGGCCAGCUCUGUUAGAUGCCAAGUCGCAAUUUGAUCUCCACGGGGUUUAAAAACAAACUAAAUAAGCCAAAAAAAAAAAAAAAAAGAUAAUGAAGGGUGUGGGUGGGUCAGGGUGAAGUGGUUGCAGGGGACGCUGGAAGGGGAUGCGGAGCGCGAGGGGGAGCAUUGGUUGUUGGCUCCAUUUUAUUGUCCUGGCCUGUCCAUCACCAUGUCCCCAGUCCUACAUCUCACUCGCACCACCUCAAAGUCCCUUGCACAAGCCCUGCUGUGUAGUAGUGACCAGCAGCCCCGUCUGAUGAACAACACAACUCUUUUCCAUGCAAAGCCCCUAGGUAAACCUGACUCCUCACUUUUGGGAGCACGAUGAAUAUGGGGACUGGCUGGGACCAAAACCACUUUGCUUUGCACUUUCUGUACUCGCCUGGCAGGGCUGAUGGCCACGGUCAGAGCCGCUCUCGCUGCCCAUUGCCUAGCACCGUGGCCGGCAGCCGCCUCUGCCUCUACAUCAUCCCCUGUCCCUCUCCUUGGAAUCUGCUGCAAACCCUCCUGGGAAUGGAGGGAGCGAGGGGGUGGGAGAGACCUGUCCCCCCAGUGUGAGUGAGUGGGGAAGGUGGGGAUGCCUUUGGGCUGCCUCCCCUUGUAACUCUGAGCACGGUGUGGAGGUGGGAACCUUGUGGCAGAUACAGGGAGCUGGUGAGACUCCCCUGUCUCCCUUCAGCCCCCGCAUGUAGCAGAGAUGUGCAGGAGGGCGGGCUUGGGUGGCACACGUGCCAUUGCCCUGGGAGGUCAGCCUGUCUGUCUGUCCAGCAGCAGCAGGGUGGUGUGGGGGUGUCGGGCUGGGGCAGCUCUGCCCCACUCGCUGAGAAAAGGGCAGUGGUGAGGAGGGGGAAAGAUGAAGCAGACAUAGCAGGAGGGAUUCCUGGGUGUGAGGAAAGGUCCCUGCUCUCUUAAAAUGAAUAAAUAACUUGUUAUGUAGAGCAUAUUCCUGCCCUCUUGGUAAAACUGCAUUCCUUAAAUAAAGUGCCUGUUAGAGACAAGCCCACGCAGGAGCUGUGUCCUCCCCCAGGGCCCACAGUGCUCCUUGCUGUGCCUGGCAAAGGGCUCCCCCCAAAAAAAAACAGAUGUGGCUGCAGGGCUUGCAGCACUCAUCUUCCUCCAACACCAACUCCUGAAGAUGUGGGUGAGUCUGCUUAGUUUUGCUGCCUCAGUUUCCCCAUUGGUUACAGAAAAGAGAGGAGGAGCACAGCCCCAUUGCCUCCUGCACACAUGUGCUUGGAUUUAUAGGAUGCUCUGAGGACUGAUUCCUAAAGGACUGGGGAUGAAGCAUCAGAUGUGCUAGGAAGCUUUGUCACUCUUGCCACCCAGUGUUUCCCAAAAUACCUCUGUUGUUUUAAAGCUCUAGCAUUAAGGGCAAUGUUACCUAUCGAAGUGCAGGCGGGUUCCCUUCUGAGAUUUCCUCGGGCCUCUCUCCGCGGCUGUGACAGCAGCUGGCAGCUUUUGGGGAGAGAACAGCUCCUCUCUUGGAUGUGGGUUUGACAGGCAGCGAGCCCACAGUCCUGGCUGGGUCCCCUUGGCUACCCUGGGGACAUCCCCCUGCCAUGGGGACACUGGGCAGUAGUGACUCUCCUGGGGUAGAACUCCCUCCUCUGGAGCAGCCAGCCAGAAACUCCUGUUUGCUCACCCACAGCAAGUUCAUCUGCACUUUCAGACACGCCCAGGGAAUGUUUUUGGGUUUUUUUCUGAUGUUUUGUUUCCAUACAAAGGGGCUCCUCUGCCCCCCAGCCCUGACACUGCUGAGGGACAGCCCAUACAAAGGGGCAAACUGUGGACCACCACCAUGUUCCUUGCAUGCUGAGGGACCUGGGGGGUUCAGCUGGAGAACAGGAGCCGAGAGGAGACUUUCUGAUCUCUGAACUGCCUGAAAGGAGCUUGGAGCCAGGGGGGGUCGGGCUCUGCUCCCCAGGAACAAGCAACAGGAUGAGAGGAAAUGGCCUCAAAUUGCACCAGGGGAGGUUUAGAUUGGAUCUUUGGAACAAUUUCUUCCCGGAAAAGGCUGUUGGGCAUUGGAACAGGCUGCCCAGGGCAGUGCUGGAGUCACCAUCCCUGGAGGGGUUGAACUGUCAGAGAUGAGGUUCUCAGGGACAUGGGGCAGUGCCAGGGGUGGGGUGCCGGUUGGACUCGAUGAUCUUGAGUGUCUCUUCCAACCAAAAUGGUUCUAUGAUCCCUUGCAUGUCUAGCAGAGACACGUUUCAAACAGCACUGUUGGCCAAGGUCAGGAUGAAGCCCAUGCAGAUGGGAGAAGACCUGUUUAGCCUUUGACCUUUCUCCGGUGUCAGACUGGAGAGCAAAUGCUUGGAGCAAGGCUAUUAGGUAUCUUUUUUGGGUGCAUCACAGGACUCUCACAAGUGCAGCUCCAUCCAUUUGUGCCAAAACCUUGAGGCCAGCGACGCAUAUUUUGGAUGAGUUCAUGUACUCCCCGUGCUCUGCGGAUGCUGGGCCAGGGGUGUUUCUGUACAGGGAUGGUUCAUCUUUAGGAAAAGUUCACACAUUAACCUCUGAGUUUAACACUCUCCAGGGGUGGGAAUUUUAUUUUUUCAGGGCAAGCCCUUCCUCUCCCUUCCCACAAUCAAAAUUGGGCUUGGUUGCAAUCAGCAGGGAAAUGAUUUUGGGGUGGAAAGUCCCCACGUUCAUGCCUGACCCACUCGAGUGCCUUGGCUUUGGGGGAGCAGCAGGGAGAGGUCGGCCCCACCUCCCCUUGGAGAGGGACUUGGUUUCUUCUUGUUCUUUUUUUUCUCUCUUUUUUUUUUUUGCAUUUCUAGAAAAAACUGCCCUAUGACCUCCUGCGCCCACGCAUGUGUGUGCUGGGGUUGGGUUUUUUUCCAGGCACAUUUUUCUAAAACAAAUCCAGAUGCGUGCAGCUGCUGUCCCUCGAGGAGCCUCCCUAUCAGCCACUUUGCAGGCCGGUUGAAUAUAUGCAAACAUAAAACAUAUUUAUUUUUACCAGCUCUGUAGGAAGGGAGAUGAAUCGGGGAGGGUGGCCAGGGCAGAGCUCAUGAGGGGGAAGAGAUAAAGCGAACGCCCCCUCUUCACCACCCAUAGCAGAGCAGGCAUUACUGAAAUCGGGGAAAAUCCUCAUCUGUUGAGAGAUGAAAAUGAACAGAAUAAAGGAGAAAAAUACCAUUCCAGAGUGACAGGGCUGAUAAAUGCCAGGCGGAAGAGCAGAAAGGGAGGCUGGGUCCUGGUUCAGAGCGUGGCUUUCUGGCACACACAUGCAAAUGCCUGCACGGCUGCUCCCUGUCACCCCCAGCCCUGUUCACCACCCCCCCGAGCACCUUGUCCUGGCUCCUAUGGGGACAUCUGCUCAGGUCAACCAGCUCAUGUCCCCCACAGCCCAAGUUUGACGCUGUGUUUGGCCAGAGGGAGCUCAGUGCUGGAAGCGUUGGGUACAGGAUGGGGCACAGACCCCAUCCUUCUGUCCCCCCCUCCCUAUAGCCAACACCCAUGGCAGGUGUAGCUCCAUAUCUACCUGGCCAGCUAGAGAGACUCACCAAUGUCACCAGAAGACAAGGAACCCUUGAGGACCUUGUGUCACCACCCUCGUCUUCUCUUACAGCAAGACAAACCCCUACAACCAAGCCACAGGCUCUCCUGGGGCAAUCCUCCUGCAUCUCUGCCAGUUUGCUCCCAUUUGACCCAGUAAAGGGGAUCCCAAUUCUCCCCACUCUCUGGGGAUGUGCCCAGUGACCUCAGUGGGGACCAGAUUUGGGCUGGCUGGGCUCUGUGGCUGGAGCUCAGCACUCCCUGCCCCUUGCCACGGGGAAGCCCCCCUGGUGCACUGAGGUCAGUGUGGGGACCAGCACCAGUGAUGCCAGACUGGAAGGGAAACCCCUGAGCUAACCUUGGACCAACUAAUCCAAAAGGGAGGGAUUGAAACUACCCACCAAGGUCUGACCUAUUUAACAGACCAUGACACUAAUUAUUUUCCAUAGCCGAGGUUGUCUCUAAUUGUCAGUAUGUCUUAACCAGUCCCGCCGUGACCCACAGACAUGAGCUGACGUGGUCUGAUGUAACUCCGUGUCUUUCCUGUUCCUGCUGCCGAUACUGUCCAUGUACGUGUUUCUCGGCGCUUCUGUGCUGGUUUUAUACAUGCCGUUCCGUGUACGAUGGGUGUAACUUGUUGUUUUCUUUUUGUAGGUUUUUAGUAUGUUUGUAACCGGACAGAAUGGUGUUAUUAAACCGAAACUUGUAUCUUCAGUGGAUAAAUCAAUCAAACCCC